Dracunculus medinensis (Guinea worm) is the source of this 444-nucleotide messenger RNA. NCBI's taxonomy places the organism in Eukaryota, Metazoa, Nematoda, Chromadorea, Rhabditida, Dracunculidae. The record is from the annotation of a GenBank genome assembly.
AUGCAACGGGCGAAACAAUGCGACUUCGUUCAUUCGAAAGAGCCUUCUUUCCUUGGCGAAAGCCGAAAAAUUACUUGGAUAGAUGACAGUCGAAAAAUUUGGGGAAAAAAAUUGUUUAAUGAGUCUUUUAUAUUAGAAGCAGCUGAAGCGUGGUGGAAAAGCGGAUCUUCGAAUAAUUAUAUCUCGGAUUUUGAAGAUUUUACUCAUCAUAAAUUUUUAGAAGAAAGCGACUUCUUUGCCCAGCUGGCGAGCAUGGAAAAAACUUAUAUUGGUUGUGGAACUGCAAAUUGUCCUGCGCAUGAUGCUGAAUUCAAUACGAUGCAGACGGUGGUGUGCCAGUAUUAUCCACGAAUUCAACGCAAUUCGAGUAAAUCUGUGGAACUAUGGGGAGCCUUACGCACUUAUGAGCAACAGAUUCGCGAUGUAAUUCAGGAUCAUUCUUGA